Messenger RNA from Gracilinanus agilis (Agile Gracile Mouse Opossum), 444 nucleotides. It is a transcript of the gene UFM1, whose product is annotated as ubiquitin fold modifier 1. The record is from RefSeq and is a predicted model, not a curated record. The transcript has 6 exons. Gene Ontology annotation, biological process: protein K69-linked ufmylation. The coding region runs from base 122 to 379 and encodes 85 amino acids. Gene Ontology annotation, cellular component: cytoplasm; nucleus. NCBI's taxonomy places the organism in Eukaryota, Metazoa, Chordata, Mammalia, Didelphimorphia, Didelphidae.
UGCUCUGAGAGUGAGAAAAGGAAAGGCAGCGGCUUUGGCUGGGGAUACGGGGAAGAGUGGAACGGAAGAGAAGAUCGGAGCACCGCCAUCAGGCUCGCCUAGGACCACCCAACCCCUCACCAUGUCGAAAGUUUCUUUUAAGAUCACACUGACCUCGGACCCGCGACUGCCAUACAAAGUGCUCAGUGUUCCUGAAAAUACUCCUUUCACAGCAGUCUUAAAGUUUGCUGCAGAAGAAUUUAAAGUUCCUGCAGCAACAAGUGCUAUAAUUACAAAUGAUGGAAUAGGAAUAAAUCCUGCACAGACUGCUGGGAAUGUUUUCCUAAAGCAUGGCUCAGAACUCCGAAUAAUUCCUCGAGAUCGAGUUGGGAGUUUUUAAUGUCUGCUGAAUGGAACUUACCAUUAUCUUUGAGAAUAAACAUUGAUAUUUAUUUUGUAACAUUG